Seminavis robusta is the source of this 480-nucleotide messenger RNA. Lineage: Eukaryota; Bacillariophyta; Bacillariophyceae; Naviculales; Naviculaceae. The record is from the annotation of a GenBank genome assembly.
AUGAAUGAUCGUGAAGAAGAUCAACCAGAAUCUCCACAGGUGCUAACUCCUUUAGCAACAACUGCUGCCACUCCCACAGCCACUGCACUCAAAGCUUCAAACCCUACAGCCAACACCAUAACAAACACUGGGGCCCCUGUACAGCAAGAUGUAGCACCCAGCUCUCCAAAUGUUGAGUUGGCACCAACAUAUCCUGCAGCUGCAACAGCCAAAUUCCCAGAGCCAACUCCCAACCAAGGACCAGCAAGUGCUUCUAUGCAGCAGGUCCAAACAUCCAUUUCUCCUGCCUUGGCACCAUCAGCUGUAUCAAGUCCCAGUGAUGCAAACAGCUUGCCUUCGUUUGUGAUUGUCUCGCCCAGUCAGGUAGCAACGGGCACACCAUCAACAGUUAGUCCAACUGAUGCUGGCCCAAUGAGCUCUGGUCCCACCAAACAUUUAGGCAGAAAUCCCACACUCCCGUCGGCAGCAAUGGGUCCAUGA